AUGGAGAAGGCGAUGCGCGUUGGCAGCGGCAGCAUUUGGGUUGAUGACAUUGAGAGGCCUCUUAUUUUGGGAGAUCUGGGUGUUGUUGAAAGCCAGAACAAUGCUUCCACAUUAAAUAACUUUGCUGAGCAGACUGGUCGUCAAACUGAAGGAGGUUUUAUUUCAGCACCUAUUUCAGUAGCACCUAAACAUAGGCUCCUGUCAACAUCCCCCCAAUUGAAACACAGCGACAGUUUUGUUCUUGAUAUCCCAAAUACUUCAGAUGAUUCUUUGGUGGGUCAGACUCUUAAGCGUCCGCAUGCAGCAAAUCAGUUUGGUGAAAAGUGGAUAUCUGAAAAAAGAGAAGAUAUCACUUCUAGCCCAAAACAUGGUGCAGAUAAAGACAGUUUCAGAGACUUUAUUCCCACUUAUACUGCAAACCGGGGAAGCAUUCUCAUGUUGGAGGUAAUCUCUGGUGCUUCUCGUGGGCUUCAUCAUUCUACGCAGUCAACCAACACAUCCAAGCUUCCGGUGACUAUUGGAAGAGUGUCACCUGGUGAUGUGAUACUAAAGGACUCUGAGGUCUCUGGCAAGCAUGCAAUGAUAAAUUGGAAUGAAAAUAAAUUAAAAUGGGAGCUGGUUGACAUGGGUAGCUUGAAUGGUACAUUCUUGAACUCCCAGGCAGUCCACCUUCCUCAAUCUGGAAGCAGACAUUGGAGUAAUCCAGUUGAGCUCUCAAAUGGAGACAUAAUAACUUUAGGCACGACCUCAAAAAUUCAGGUCCAGAUUACAGCUCAAGCAGAGUGCAAGAUCCCUUUUGGGGUUGGUAUAGCAUCAGAUCCAAUGGCUUUGCGUCGAGGAGGAAAAAAGCUGCCUAUGGAAGAUGUCUGCUAUUACCAGUGGCCUCUUCCUGGAAUGGAUCAGUUUGGACUAUUUGGCAUAUGCGAUGGACAUGGAGGAGCCGAUGCAGCCACAUCUGUUAGCAAAAUAAUGCCUGAAGUAAUCGCUGGCAUCUUGUCGGUUUCAUUCAGAAGAGAGAGAGUUUUAUCUCGGGGUGACGCUUCUGAUGUCCUUAGAGAAGCAUUUUAUCAAACAGAAGCACGAAUCAAUAACUACUAUGAGGGUUGUACUGCAACUGUGCUUCUGGUUUGGGCUGAUGGUCACGAAAAUUUCUAUGCCCAAUGUGCAAAUGUUGGAGACUCAGCUUGUGUUAUGAAUAUUGAGGGAAAGCAGAUAAAGAUGACAGAAGACCACAGGAUAACCAGUCAUUCUGAAAGGCUCCGUAUUCAGGCAUUAGGAACACCUUUGAGAGAUGGCGAAUCUCGAAUAUGCGGUAUAAACCUCGCCAGGAUGCUUGGAGACAAAUUUCUGAAGGAGCAAGAUGCUCGCUUCAGUUCAGAACCUUUUAUAAGUGAAGUUGUAUGUAUAGAACAAUCAAGCAAGGGCUUUGCUCUAUUAGCUAGUGAUGGUUUCUGGGACGUUAUCAACAUCAAGAAGGCUGUUCAGCUUGUGCAUCAGACAAUGGAGCGGAACGCAGCGGACAAAGAGAAUUCGGCUGAGAAGAUAGCUAAUAUUUUGUUGAGUGAAGCAAGAACCCUGCGUACGAAAGAUAAUACCUCUAUAAUUUUCUUAGAUUUUGCCAGCAGCAGAAUCCAUUAUUGUAAACUUGAUUCCUAGAGCGAUUUUCGACAGGAUUCAUUUAUACAAAAUUCUAUUAUUUUGUUUUCGCCCUCAUCUUAAGCUCAGUACAUGUGGAUGGAUUGAAUCAUGUAUGUACAGAAGAAAUCUUGCCAUUUUACUACGAUCUU
This is a messenger RNA of Sesamum indicum (sesame), 1787 nucleotides long. The record is from RefSeq and is a predicted model, not a curated record. NCBI's taxonomy places the organism in Eukaryota, Viridiplantae, Streptophyta, Magnoliopsida, Lamiales, Pedaliaceae.